Aspergillus steynii IBT 23096 is the source of this 929-nucleotide messenger RNA. RefSeq lists its product as uncharacterized. The record is from RefSeq and is a predicted model, not a curated record. Bases 6 to 905 code for a protein of 299 amino acids. NCBI's taxonomy places the organism in Eukaryota, Fungi, Ascomycota, Eurotiomycetes, Eurotiales, Aspergillaceae. Gene Ontology annotation, biological process: protein phosphorylation. Gene Ontology annotation, molecular function: protein kinase activity; ATP binding. The transcript is spliced from 3 exons.
UUGAGAUGAUUAUGCGGCUUUUGACAAUUCCAUUUCGCUGGCAGGUCUGGCCAUCGCUCUGGUCGUUCUUCGCCAAUCUCGUGGGGGGAGUCCAUCUCUUUCAAUUCCAGCUCGGCGAGACAGCCCUCGACAAGGACGUCGAAUCUGCAGGACCACCAACUCCACACGUCCAGCAUAAUGCCAUCGAGCAGUCUGAUGAGACGAUUGUGCACGUGAAAUACCCGCCGAAUUGUAUAGCGUUUGGGUUCUCCGAAACCAUCUGCAAAGUCGAUGAAGAUACUGUUGUCAAACAUCCACAGGUCAUUCCUGACAAUGAUCCAUACAACCUGAUGUUCCGCGACAUGAUCAUGAACGAGGCACUGAUCUACGAGCGACUGGGAAAUCACCAAGGGGUUGUUCCAUACUUGGGGGUCCAUGAUGAAGCAAUCGGUGCGAUCAGACUGGCAUAUGCAAAGGAAGGCGAUCUUGAACAUUACAUUCAAAGUCAUGACAAGCCAUCGGAAACAAUCCGCGCCAUGUGGAUUCCAUCGCUCCUGGAGACAUUCAGGUAUAUCUAUUCUCGAAAAGUCCUCCACCAGGAUGUGAAACCCAACAAUAUCCUGGUCGAUAAUGGCAGUCUGAAGGCCGUGGACUUUGCCAAUAGUGCGAUGUGGGCGUUGGAUGCUGAUAUGGAAGACGUCUGCAGGGAAGAUCCUUUGUCACGAGUCGACAUACUCGGCCUUGGAUAUGAUCGCUGGCCGCAGCCAGAUGAUCUCCCUCCAACAAGCGGCCUACUCUAUGGGGAUAUCAUCAAGAAAUGCUGGUCGGACAGCUAUGGCACGAUCAAAGAGUUGUAUGAAGGCUUUAUUGACCUGAGCGGGGAGGGUGAAUCGAUGUCAUCAAGCAGCUCUUGGGCCAUAUCAUGAUUUGAGGGAUGAAUCUAAUCCCAG